ACUGGAAGAGGUUGCCCUGAGAAGUCGUGGAUGCUCUGUCGUUGGCUGAGUGUGUGAGCAACCUGAUCUAGUAGAAGAUGUCCUUGUCCACGGCAGGGGGUUUGGACUAGAUGAUCUCUUCCAACCCAAACUGUUCUGUGGUUCUACAGUUGUAAUAACUGACAAAACACUACAAAACAGCACAUGGUGUAAAUGAAGCCACAUUCUGUGAAUAGUACAUAUCUUAAUUUAACUUUGUUAAAUACAGUGUGAGUGAGCGGAGAGGUUGAUAUGAUGGAUUUAGGUCUGGAAUUCAAAACUGGCCAUUGAGGCUUGGUUGCAUUUGUGUUGCUGGCACACGGGGAUGUCAGUUGUAGAUCUCGGUGCCAGCAGCAUCUUCAGAUGUUGCUAGCAACUAGGGACUAAUUCUCAGUCUUUUUUUAAGCAUUCCCUUGCCUCAUGGAGAACUGUAGCUUGCUGCAGCUGGGAAUGUCUGUCCUCUCAGGAAGGUGGUGAUGUGGAUCCCUUCCUGCAGGGCUAAGGUGACUGUAGGUUACUGUUGAGGUACAGGCUGUUACAGGAACUGCUGAUGAAACACUCUGCCCAGGAGUUAGUGGAUCAGCAAGGGUGUCCUGCAUACUACUACACAGGAGAACUUAGUACUGCAUGUAAAUACUAGAACUGGAGUUUAAGUUUCAUGAUAAGGGGUCUGUGUAAGUAAAAGCAUCUUAAUAAAUGGGAGCAUUUACUUUUGGGAGUAAAGCUGUCAUUUUUACUUACGAAUGAAAGCAUCAGAGUGCUCUAACUCCUCAUGUGUUGGCUUCACAAACUUGCUCAGACGUGCCCAGAGCCAGUUUGAGUUGGCCAGCCCAGACGUAGCAGGCAAGCUGUGGUGCUAGAGGGCUUGGUGCUGGCUCAUUGUCAGGAUACUUAACUCAGCUUCUCAGGCAGGCUUUUACAGCUGCCUGGUGCUCUGGGCUACUCUUGGGGAUGAAAUACUGGUGCAGACUUAAGGCAAGUAUGUCUACAUGUACUAUGGCGUUAGACCUACCGUUACUUGAUUUUUGCCUUAACUUUCCUGAGAACUUGGCAGCUAAACCCUUUGUGAAUUUACUUUGUUUUUACAUAAUGAUACAUAAGUAUAUUAUCUACCUGGAAAAACAAAGUAAAUUACUUCCAACUUUAAAAUUAAAUAUCUGUACUUGGAUGAAAGAAUUCCUUUUAUGCUACAUACACUACAAAGUUUGAAACCUUUGCAGAAAUGAAAGCAGAAUCUUACAAUUUUAGUUUCUGGUGUAAUUGCAUAGCAUCAACAGAAAGGCCUAACAACGUUCCCUCUCUUCGAUAAACUUAGUUUUGCUAAACUUGGCCAUUCCAGAUACAGCAUGGAGACCCUGACAGAGGCUGAGAUGUGGGCCACUGCACGGAACAUGCCUAAGAAAGGAGGGAAGCAUGCUGAAAUGGGAAAAGAAAUGCAGGCACAGUGUAAACGAGCGAAGGUGGAAGAAGCUUGCUCUCUGUCAGUCAUGAAUUUUGAGAACCCAGACAGCCUCUUCGGAAGCUUCAUCUCUCCCAUCAAACAAGAGAUUUUUUUCAGGGAGUAUUGGGAGCAAAAGCCACUUCUUGUUCAGAGAAAUGAUCCCCUGCUGGCUGCUUACUACCAGUCCCUAUUCCAGUUAUCAGAUUUGAAGGAACUGUGCAGCCAGGGUCUGUACUAUGGGCAAGAUAUAAAUAUCUGCAGAUGUGUGAAUGGAAAAAAGAAAGUUUUAAAUAAAGAAGGCAAAGUGAAUUACAUGCAGCUGAAGAAGGAUUUUGACCAGAAAAAGGCAACAAUACAGUUUCAUCAGCCUCAGAGAUUUAAGGAGGAGCUGUGGAAGAUUCAGGAGAAGCUGGAGUGCUACUUUGGGUCUCUGGUUGGGUCGAAUGUUUACAUUACUCCCCAGGGAUCGCAGGGCCUUCCCCCUCACUACGAUGAUGUUGAGGUGUUUAUCCUUCAGCUAGAAGGCGAGAAACAUUGGCGACUCUAUAAACCAACAGUACAUUUAGCUCGUGAAUAUAAUGUUGAAUCAGAAGAUAGGAUUGGGAAUCCCACACACGAAUUCAUAUUAAAGCCAGGUGACUUACUGUAUUUCCCAAGAGGGACUAUUCACCAAGCUGACACUCCACUUGGGAUCUCCUAUUCUACACAUGUGACCAUCAGUACCUACCAAAACAACUCUUGGGGAGAUUUCUUACUGGAUGCAAUUCCUGGCCUUGUGUUUGAUUCAGCAAAAGAAGAUGUGGUGCUGCGGACAAGCAUACCAAGGCAACUGCUUAUGCAGGUGGAUACAGCUGACUCGACAAAAAAACUGAGUAGCCUUUUGAGAAGGCUUGCAGACCGUCUGGAAAACACCAGACAACUGAGGUCAUCUGACAUGAAGAAGGAUUUCAUUAUGAACCGGUUGCCACCUUGCUUGGGAUGUGACUCUGAUCCUUUGACUCCAGGUGGGAAACUGCCAAAAAUAGAUAGCAAAAUCAGACUGCAGUUUAGAGAUCAUGCUAUCGUUACAGUGGAACCGGAUCAAGAGAAUUCUGAUGAAAUUCGCAGAGAUAUGGUUUAUGUUUAUCAUUCUUUAAAGAACAGGAGAGAAACUCACAUGAUGGGGAGAGAAGACGAUACUACUAGUGAGGAAGGCACAUCGCAGCAGACUCAUGGACUGCGGUUUCCUUUGUCGUACUUGGAUGCGCUGAAGCAGAUUUGGAGUAGCAGCACUGUUAAUGUUAAAGAGCUUAACCUUAUGUCAGAUGAGGAGAAAGAAAACCUUGCCUUGUCUCUAUGGACUGAAUGUCUAAUUGAAGUUAUUUGAUGCUUUUGUGAAUUAGCUGCUCCUGUAAGUAGUAUUUCUGGCCAUUAAGAAUCUCUUGAGAGAAAGGCUUAUUAAAUUACUUUUUAUCUA
Aquila chrysaetos chrysaetos is the source of this 2915-nucleotide messenger RNA. RefSeq names its product ribosomal oxygenase 2 (gene RIOX2). The coding region runs from base 1365 to 2825 and encodes 486 amino acids. NCBI's taxonomy places the organism in Eukaryota, Metazoa, Chordata, Aves, Accipitriformes, Accipitridae. Gene Ontology annotation, molecular function: histone H3K36 demethylase activity; histone H3K4 demethylase activity. The record is from RefSeq and is a predicted model, not a curated record. Gene Ontology annotation, cellular component: nucleolus. The transcript has 10 exons.